Molecule: messenger RNA, 1306 nt
Organism: Folsomia candida
Lineage: Eukaryota; Metazoa; Arthropoda; Collembola; Entomobryomorpha; Isotomidae
Product: methyltransferase-like protein 7A
Exons: 6
Coding region: 354-1154 (266 amino acids)
Molecular function (GO): S-adenosylmethionine-dependent methyltransferase activity
Source: RefSeq, a predicted model, not a curated record
GGCAGAGUGAACAUUUCUAACUCGUACCGGGAAUGAAUCCGUAAAAAAUUAAGCAUGUGUUAUUAUGUAAAUUGAUAAUCAUGCAAAUUGUGUGACGGACUUGGCUUGAUAAGCCGGAGAAAGUUGGUGUUGAUCAGACAUCUCUCAUGGGAGGAGAAAGUAAAUGGGGAAGUUGUAUUGCGAAAUAGUUUAUGAUAAGUGAUAACAAAGCUGAUAAGUGUCGGAGUUUGGUAUUUUGGGAUCAUUCCACGAAUAAUUCGGAACAAGACGCGCAUGCUCAUAUAGUUGAGACUUUAAACUGAAACGUUACAUUCAGACAAACGCAGGACCAAUUUACAUUCCAGGACAGAAAAAUGUCCAAAUUCGAUAUAUUGGUUCGAGAUACAUUAUGGACGUAUUUUAUACCAUUCGGUCUUCUUGGAUUUGUUAUUAUUGUUGUGUUGACAGAUUCAUUGAGAGAUCUGCAAAAAAGAAUUUUCAAAUGGAUGAUGAAGGAAUUCGCCGAAGUCCAUGAACAACUCCUUUCUGACAUAAAAGACGCAUUAUUCGACGAUUUAAGACAGAUCGAGUCAAAAGUGGUGGAUUUGAGAAAUAAAGGAGUAAUUCGAAUUUUAGAAAUUGGAGUUGGAGCAGGAACUAAUCUCAAAUACUAUCCCCAACAAUGUCGCUUAGUUCUCGUUGACCCGAAUUUCUACUUUAAGCUAUAUUUUGACGAAAAUAAAUCAAAGUUCCCAGAUAUCAAUUUGGAAAAGUUCAUUGUUUCUUCUGGGGAAAAUCUGAAAGGUGUCGCCUCUAACAGUGUGGAUGUUGUCGUCACCACCACCGUUUUAUGUUCGGUGGAAAAUGUUAAAAGUGUUCUGAGAGAAAUUCGACGAGUUCUUGUCCCUGGAGGACGAUACUAUUUCAUGGAACAUUUAUUAGACGAAUAUGUCCCACAUCGCACCCAACUCCAAAAGGCCUUAACAUGGAGUCGGAUUUGGCCAUGGCUCUGCGACGGUUGCAAAUUUCUGCCUAUUCGUUCAGAAAUUUCUCUCUGUGGUUUUUCCACCGUGGAUUACAGAGAAUUUAUGUUGGAUAACUCUAAUUUGAAGGGAAAAGUAAAGCUCUUGGCAACUCUCAUGGCGCCACAUAUUGUGGGUAUCGCUAAAAAGUGAUCCAUCGAUUACUCAAAUCUAUAAUAAUGAAAUGUAUGGUGCCUACAUGAUAUUUUACUUAUACAUAUACCGGUGGAAUUGUCUUCCUUAGAUCUGUUACAAAGCUUAUGAAGCAAAAAUUUAAUAAAUAUAAGCAUUUAAUUGUUAAUUAA